GUGAGCAAAAACAUGUUUCUGAUGGCUCAGGCCGAUUACUGAUCAAGCUCACAAUUUUUGCAACGAGCCUCAAAAUCAACAUUCACAGCUACGUUUACUCAACUCAACUCGACCAAAAGCAGUAAACCCAGUUUGAACAGAACAUAACUAAAAACACGCACCAUGACGUCCAAGAUCGCCGAAGCAACGAUGGAAGAAUCCAAGGACUUGGAAGAAGGAUCCAUCGCUAGUAGCUCCUUUCACGAUGACGAUGAUUACGACGUCACCUCGAACCCUGGCGACAAUUCGGAGGAAAGUCGUGAUGAAGUGAAGGAAGUGGAGAAGGCCACUAGCUCGGAUACGCAUCGGUUGCGACUCUGGCGUAUUGUCGUUACGGUGGUGCUUCUCCUCACGGCUCUCGCUGUGACGCUCACCACCUACCAGCUUCUCCGGCGAGAACAGAAGCAGAGCUUCGAAACGGCGUACGACCAAUUCAGUCGCUCGGUAGCGGAUGCUGCCGUUGUCCAGCGUCGGGCCAUUGUGGAUUCCCUUCACGCCUAUGCCAGUUCCGUGUCGUUGGCCGCUGAAUCCACCAAUCAAACAUGGCCGUUUGUUCGCAUCCCCUUCUUUGAGGAAUAUGGCGCCAACUUUCUCCGAAUGUCCAACUCUGAAAUCUCCUCCUUCAUCCCUAUUGUGGACUUUGAAGAUGUAGAUGCUUAUCCCGAGUUUGUGGGUACCUUCUACGAAGAGCUGAUCAAGGAGUCGCACAUGCUUACAUAUGGGAGCUUGGAUAACCUGAUUGAAGAAGAUUACAAGGACUUUAUUUCCGGCGUCUCUCCCGAUGGUCUUGUGAAAGAUAAGGAGCGUGAGACCUACUUCCCUAUUCAGGUCAAUACCCCGCCCCCAAGAAACUACCGCAACGUCAAUUGGAACUUGGGCAGUGUCCCUCACUUUGGAGCUGUCAUGGAAAGUGUUCGUCGUCUCAAGACUGAAACCCUCACGACCAAGUCCACGACUUAUACGACUGCUGUGGGAGCCAUCUUGUCCAAGGAAGGCCACGAUGCCAUGCAUGAUCCUCUCCCCGAAGGAGAAAAGGAGCACCCGCAUACGUUUUACUUUUAUCCCAUUCAUCGUCGCAUUGCCGAUCCAGACUCGGAUGUGGUUGGAAUUGUGACGGGAGCUGUAGCUCUGGACCGCUCCAGUCGAAAUCUGCUCCCCGAUGGAGUGGAUGGGAUCGUUGUGGUCGUUCGCAAUAGUUGUGGCCAAGAGUUUACCUAUGAACUUCAGGGACGGGAUGCAAUCUACUUGGGAAGCGUCGACCGUCAUGAAGAGAAGUACAGUGACUUUGAGGUUGUGGUCGACAUGACUCUUCACGACAAUCCUGAGGCUUACACUGCCCCUGGUCAUUGCUUGUACACGUUGAGCAUCUACCCCAGUACCAAGUUUGAGCAGGCUUAUGACACCAACACCCCCGAAGUCUAUGCGGCUAUUGUGGCCGUUACCUUUGUCUGUGUUGCCAUUGUGUUCUAUGUUUACGACUUGUUGGUCCAACGUCGUAAUGAAAAGAUUGUCAUCAAUGCAGCCAAGUCCAAUGCGAUUGUGACACAAUUGUUUCCAGGCAAGAUGCGUGAUCAAGUCAUUGAACAGAAUGCAGGCACAAUUGGAGCCGCUCGCGGCAAAGCCAAUCUCAGAUCUUUUGUGGCGGGACAAAGUGAUGGGAUGUCCACUGACAAGCCACUGGCCGAACUCUACCUCGAAACGACCAUCCUUAUUGCUGACAUUAGCGGCUUUACUUCGUGGAGCUCUGUACGAGAGCCAUCUCAGGUAUUCACUUUGCUCGAAACUGUAUACAAGCACUUUGAUGAGGUCGCCCACAGACGAAGAGUGUUCAAAGUGGAGACCGUCGGGGAUUGCUACGUGGCCGCCACCGGGAUCCCAGAGCCAAGGAGGGAUCACACCGCUGUCAUGGUUCGAUUUGGCCACGACAUCAUCUCCGUCAUGGCGCGAGUUGUCAAGACGCUGGAACUGUCGCUGGGACCAGACACAAGCGAUUUGGCUCUUCGCGUCGGUGUCCAUACAGGACCGGUCACCGCGGGAGUUCUUCGCGGGGAACGGGCCAGGUUCCAACUUUUUGGCGACACUAUGAACACUUGCUCUCGCAUUGAGUCUACCGGUAUUCGCAACAGGGUCCAUCUUUCAAAAGAGGCCGCUGACGAGGUGAGGAAAUCUGGCAAAGAACACUGGCUGGAGCCCCGAGAGGGCAAGGUAUCUGCCAAGGGGAAGGGUGUUAUGGAGACGUACCUUGUCAAGAAGCAUCUGACCAGGAACUCAAAGAGCGUCGGAAGUAGCGACGCUGGUCUUCCUUCUGCCUGGGAUGCCGCUGGGGAUACGACCGAGAGAACCGAGCGUCUCAUCAGCUGGAAUGUGGAAACUCUCCUUGGGCUCUUGAAGCAAGUGGUCGCGAGAAGGGAGGCUCUCGCUGCUGCGGGCAGGCCUGUUGUGACUAUUUCGAAUGCGCAAAUCACACAGAUCAUGUCCGAGGUCAAACAGGAGACCUUUCUAGAAGAAGUGAAGGAGAUCAUCACCCUCCCAGACUACGAUAGCACCAUUGCGAAGUUUCAGAGAGACCCCGGCCAGGUCGAACUCCCCGAAAAAGUCGUGGAGCAGCUACGAUCCUACGUUGAGACGCUUGCAAGCAUGUAUCGCAACAAUUCUUUCCACUGCUUCGAGCAUGCUUCCCACGUUCUUCAGAGCGUUACCAAAUUGAUGUCCCGAAUUGUCGCUCCUUCGGAUUGGUCAACCGACAGCCAUGAUGCUCUCCACGAUCACACUUAUGGCAUCACAAGCGAUCCUUUAACUCAGUUCUCUUGCGCCUUGUCGGCCUUGAUUCACGACGUUGACCACGUGGGAGUCCCCAAUUCUCAGCUUAUCAAAGAGAAUGCCACAGUUUGCAGGCGCUACAAAAACCGCAGCCCAGCCGAGCAGAACUCGUUGCAAUUGAGCUGGGACUUGCUAAUGGAUCCAAAGUUUGAAGCCUUGCGCUCGACCAUUUGUUCCAGUAAGGACGAGGUGAUUCGCUUCCGCCAGCUGGUGGUCAACUCUGUCAUGGCAACCGACAUUGUGGACAAGGGCUUGAAAGAGCUGAGGAACGGUCGCUGGGACAAGGCCUUCAAAGAUUCAACCAGCAUGGCUAGCGACAAUGAGAAGAAUUCGGUGAACAGGAAGGCUACAAUUGUCAUUGAGCAUCUCAUUCAAGCUUCUGACGUUUCCCACACCAUGCAACACUGGAAUGUUUACCGCAAAUGGAACGAGAAUUUCUUCUUUGAGUGCUAUGGCGCAUACAAGGCUGGCCGCGCUGAAAGUGACCCUUCUGUGAACUGGUACAAGGGCGAAAUUGGCUUCUUUGACUUUUACAUUAUCCCUCUUGCCAAGAAGCUCAAGGAAUGCGGUGUGUUUGGAGUCAGCUCUGGAGAAUAUCUUGAUUAUGCGCAAAAGAAUCGAGAAGAGUGGGUGUUGAGGGGAGAAGAGGUUGUUGCGGAAAUGCUCCAGAAGUUCAAUGACGACGGGAUAGAUUGCUAGCUAGCUUGGUAGCUACGUAGCUUGUUUCUCAUGUUUACCGGGAUCCAUCCUCCUCCGAACUCCGAAUUCAACUUCCAGAUGAGUGCAUCGUUGACGGUUGUCUGGGGUCAGGCAAGCAAUCAUCACGACGUCUACUUGGGCAAAAAAUGUGAGGCGAGCUGUGAAUAAGAUGUGAGCAGCACCUGCGGGCCAUCGCGUGCUGGUACCGCUGUACCAGUACUGGUACGGGUAUCAGUACAGUACCCAUCGGGACUUGGGAGCACUUUUAAACUUUCGUGGUUUGAGUUGCUCUUAACGCUCCCAAAACUCAUAUUUAUGUAAUGUUUUAAUUGAUAUUUUAAGAAAGAUUUAUGCAC
This is a messenger RNA of Seminavis robusta, 3914 nucleotides long. NCBI's taxonomy places the organism in Eukaryota, Bacillariophyta, Bacillariophyceae, Naviculales, Naviculaceae. The record is from the annotation of a GenBank genome assembly.